Molecule: messenger RNA, 1143 nt
Organism: Microthlaspi erraticum
Lineage: Eukaryota; Viridiplantae; Streptophyta; Magnoliopsida; Brassicales; Brassicaceae
Source: the annotation of a GenBank genome assembly
AUGAGUCACUACAGAAACACCAUCUCUUUUGUUUCUCUCCUGCUUUGUCUCUUCAUCACAUUUGCCUCCUCUGAACGUUCCUACAUACGAGAAUUCACUGAUGACUUCAACUCAAAUCUGCACCAACCAGACCAGAUUGGAGCAGAACCAAACCCAAACCUGGAGGAAACGCAUUACAGCGAUAACCAUCAGGAGAUGUCAUCAAGUGAUAAUAGUAGAGCCUCAAGCAUAGUGAAAGGUCUGAGGAAUCAAGCUCCGUCGUCUUACAGUUUGAAGAUGGAAUCUUUCAGGAUUCUCCUUAAUUCAACGGACAAAGACACAGAGAGCUACCGGUCUCGUCCUUUUCCGGUUGGUGAAUACAGCUGGACACUUGUCGUGUACCCUAACGGGAACAAGAGGGACAACGGUACAGGGUUCCUUUCGCUUUACGUAGCCAUAGACAACUCGACCCUCGUCGCUUCACAUAGAGACGUUUACGCGGAUCUCAAAUUUUACAUAUUCAACAAGAACGAGAGGAAGUACUUCACAAUCCAAGAUACAACUGUUUGGCGAUUCAAUGUCUUCAAAACCAUGUGGGGAUUCUCCCAAGCUCUCCCUCUUGAUACGUUUAGAGACUCGAGAAAUGGUUACCUUUACGAUGGAGAUCACUGCGAGUUUGGUGUUGAUGUGACUAUUCCCACUCACUUUGACAAGUCGGAGCUUUUCACUAUCACUCAAAAUUUCCCUAACCCAACAUACACUUGGACGAUUCAGAGAUUCUCUACGCUCCACCAAGAUUUUUACUUUUCAGAUGUGUUCUCCAUUGGAGAAAGACGUUGGAAACUUCAAGUGUAUCCAAAUGGUGAUGGUAUGAGAGAGGGAAGAUUAUUGUCGAUGUAUCUUCACAUGGAUGAGAACGAGAAAAUCAAACCCGAUGAGAAGAUUUAUGUUCGAGCCAAGCUUAGAGUUCUUAACAAAAACCCAUCCAGUAAUGUUGAAAAGCUACUGGAUAUGUGGUACGGUGCUGGAUCUCGACGUUGGGGUUAUGAUUUCAUCCCACUCUCUGAUCUCAAGUCUUUCCUUGGGAGUUUCCUUGGGAGAGAUGAGUUAAGGGUUCAAGUCGAAAUGGAGGCCAUUUCUUCGACCAUGUACUUCCCUAGUUAG